Molecule: messenger RNA, 1742 nt
Organism: Effrenium voratum
Lineage: Eukaryota; Dinophyceae; Suessiales; Symbiodiniaceae
Source: the annotation of a GenBank genome assembly
GCAGCAGUUGGAAGCUGUGAGUAGCAAGGCAAGCUAGCUUGAGCUUUCUGAGCUCAUGUCGCUUGCGAGAUGAUACGAGGCCCCCAAUUGGUCUACCAACAGUCGGUGCCGCAGAUAGCUCAGGCACCACCUCGUGCACAGCAUGUUCACGUGCAGCCGUUGCAUGCCCCACCACAGCCGCGAAUGGCAAUGCCGUUUAUUCGGCAGCAGGCUUCGCCUGCAGUUUACUCGGCCCCAUGCAUGCCCUUCCGGCCUCAGGCAGAUGCAGUAAUGCCCAAGACCAGACCUGAAAGUGUGCAGCCCAGCUAUGUCAACACGGCAGCUGCUCCAGCAGACUUCAUAGCGCGUGAAGAUUUGGGUAUGGCUGGUGCUGGCACUGCGGGUGUCGGUGCCAACCAUGCUCAGAAUGGCUGGUCUGUGUCAAAUGGCAUGGCGUAUGCGAGGGUACCAUCCUACCCUGCGAAGCAGGCCUAUGCUCCGUGGCAACCAGCGACGCUGGCUCAUCGAAGAAGUGCGUGUGUACUCCGGCCGGAGCUUUUAUCUGCUCGGCGAGAGGCUGCUGCUGAUGGCUCUAACACUGCACCAUCAGCCGGGCUGUCUGGCACGCCAUCGGCGCCAUCCGCGCCAUCUGCUGUUGCGCCAGGAAUAGAACCUGGGGCUUUUACCGAGAUUGAGGUUGCGACAAAGAAUGAAGCCGGAAUGCUGCAAAUUCCAGAUGUGAGGCCCAAAGUUCAGCCUACGGCUGAUGCGACACUGUUGUCUGUAUGGCCUGGCCUUGGAGAUGCAGAUUUCCGGAACAGCGAAGAGCACCCAGAGGUGCCCCAGAAAGCAAGAGGUCAGCUCACAUCCGAUGAAAAAUUAGCCUACAGCGACUUGAAGUUUGUGGAGCACCUUGGCUCUGGUGAGUUUGGGCAAGUUUUCCGCGGCUUCUACAAGAAACAGGAGGUUGCAAUCAAGCAGCUCUACUGGGACAACACAGUUCUACCACAGGUGAUCAUCCAGGAUUUGACUCGAGAGAUCGAGUCCUUCAGGCACCUGCGACACAAGCGCCUGGUCAAUUUUGUGGGGGCGUGUCUGGAGAUCCCCAACCUGUGUAUUGUCACAGAGUACGCUCCUGGCGGCUCUUUGCACCACCUUUUGCAUGUGCGCAAACUUCGACUGCCGCUGCUCCACUGUGCCAACAUGUGCUUGCAACUUGCAGAAGGUGUUGUCUACCUGCACUCGCAGAAUCCCAUAGUCGUUCAUCGUGACUUGAAGAGCCUGAAUGUUGUCCUGGACCUGAGCCUCAACCUGAAACUCUGCGAUUUCGGCUUGACUGAAUCAAUGGAGCGGACACACAUCACGAAGAAGAACAAUGGUGGCUCGCCUCGCUACAUGGCUCCAGAGUUGUUUGAUAGCAAGUCCAAGAUCACGGAGAAGGUCGACAUUUGGUCCAUGGGUUGCAUUUUCACGGAGAUCAAUGGCGGACCCUUACCGUACGAGGGCAUCAACACUCUAGCUGAGCUGACACGGGAGAUGUUGGUGAACAGAAGGACACCUUCUAUUCCACCAUUCGUUGCGGAGCCGCUUCAGGUUGUGAUUGCUGCCUGCUACAACUUUGAUGCUCGUCUGCGGCCGUCUGCACGACAGGUCUACGACCAGCUUCGAGAAGGCAAAAAACAAUUGCAAGCACAAGGGCUGAUGAGCUCAUGAGGACGUGGCCUUCUUUAUGCUUGACCGAAUUCCACCAUAGUGCCUCGGAA